Mercurialis annua (annual mercury) is the source of this 3236-nucleotide messenger RNA. Its product is annotated as pentatricopeptide repeat-containing protein At4g13650. The record is from RefSeq and is a predicted model, not a curated record. The transcript has 2 exons. The coding region runs from base 44 to 3217 and encodes 1057 amino acids. NCBI's taxonomy places the organism in Eukaryota, Viridiplantae, Streptophyta, Magnoliopsida, Malpighiales, Euphorbiaceae. Gene Ontology annotation, biological process: RNA modification. Gene Ontology annotation, molecular function: protein binding; RNA binding; zinc ion binding.
UAAACCGUUUGUAAGAUGGUUUAGAAUUUGUCCUUUGAAAUCCAUGUCUCUUCGCAGCUCAAUCUCAAGAUCCUUCCUUUUUAACUUCCCGCGCAAUUUCAAAGUUUCAUUCACUCUAAAACGCACUCAAAAUACUCAACGGUGUUUUAACAGGAAUUUGAGUGGACAGAGAGUAGCUUGUAAUGCAUUGGAUGAAAUUUCUGACUUGAAAAAUGAAGAUAAUCUGAGAGGAAUUGAUUCUUUACAUCUAAUGGAUGAGCGUAGAAUUCGAGCGAAUUCUCAAACAUAUCUAUCGAUUCUUGAUUCAUGUUCGAAUUCUGAGUCCUUUUUAGAUUGUAAAAAGACCCACGCGAAGAUUCUGAAGACGGGUUUCCAUAGCGAAACUGUUUUAGGUGAUAAGCUCAUUGAUUUUUAUCUUGCAGUAGAUGAUUUAGUUAGUGUAGAUAAGGUUUUCGAUGAAAUGUCUAGCAGAAAUGUAAUAAUUUGGAAUAAGGUAUUUUCUGCUUUUGUUGCAAAGAAAAUGAGCUAUCUAGUGUUUUCUCUGUUUUUUCGAAUGGUAAAGGGAAAUGUAAACCCUAGUGUAGUCACCUUUGCCAGUGUUUUAAAGGCUUGUGGAAGCGGCCAUGUUGGUUUUCGCUAUGUUGAGCAUGUACAUGCUAGCAUUAUCUAUCACGGGUUUGAAACUAGUCCCGUUGCAUGUAAUCCUUUGGUCGAUUUGUAUGCCAAAAAUGGGUUAACACAUUCUGCUAGAAAGAUUUUUGAUGAUUUAAGUGUUAAGGAUAAUGUUUCUUUGGUGGCUAUGAUCUCUGGUUAUUCGCAGAAUGGAUAUGGAAUAGAAGCUGUCCGCCUAUUCUAUGAAGUGCAUAUGUCAGGAAUACACGCUACUCCAUAUGUGUUUUCAAGCGUUCUAAGUGCGUGCAAGAAAGUAGAGUUAUUUGAUAUUGCGGAGCAGCUUCAUGCACUCGUUUUCAAGUUUGGGUUUUUUCUGGAGACAUACGUGUGCAAUGCUCUAGUCACAAUGUAUUCCCGCUCAGGGGACUUUGUAUCUGCUGAACAAGUUUUCCGCAAAAUACAAUGUAAGGAUGGAGUUUCAUAUAACUCGUUAAUCUCUGGCCUUGCUCAGCAAGGAUAUAGUGAUCGGGCUCUGGAAUUAUUCAAGAAAAUGCAGCUUGAUCUCCUAAAACCAGAUUGUGUUACGGUCGCAAGUCUCUUGAGUGCUUGUGCAUCAAAUAAGUCUCUCUCUAAGGGGGAACAACUACAUUCAUAUGUUGUAAAGGCAGGGAUGUCUCCUGAUAUUAUAAUUGAAGGUUCUCUGCUUGAUCUUUAUGUUAAAUGCUCUGAUAUAAACACCGCUCAUAGAUUUUUUCACACCACAAAAACAGAAAAUGUGGUUUUAUGGAAUGUGAUGCUUGUGGCAUAUGGGCAGUUGGACGAUUUAAGCAAGUCAUUUCAAAUAUUUAGACAAAUGCAGAUUGAAGGCUUAUUACCUAAUGAAUUUACCUACCCAAGUAUUUUGAGAACUUGCACUUGUUUUCAAGCUCUUGAUCUAGGGGAACAAAUCCACUCCCAGGUAAUAAAGACUGGGUUUCAGUUUAAUUUGUAUGUGUGUAGUGUACUUAUAGACAUGUAUGCUAAGCUUGGAAAACUAGAUAUCGCUCGAGGAAUUCUUAGAAGACUCUCCGAGGAAGAUGUUGUUUCAUGGACAGCUAUGAUAGCAGGGUACACACAGCAUGAUUUAUUCAAUGAGGCUCUUAAACUUUAUGAAGAAAUGCUUAGCCGCAGAAUUCAAUCAGAUAAUAUAGGCUUUUCGAGUGCUAUCAGUGCAUGCGCUGGUAUUCGAGCACUAAACCAAGGACGACAAAUUCAUGCUCAAUCAUAUCUAUCUGGUUAUUCAGAAGAUCUUUCAAUCGGUAAUGCACUUGUUAGUCUUUAUGCUAGAUGUGGUAGAAUUGAAGAAGCAUACUUGGCAUUUGAAAAAAUUGACGCUAAAGAUAGUAUAUCGUGGAAUGCAUUGAUAUCUGGAUUUGCGCAAAGUGGAUACUAUGAGGAAGCACUGAAGAUCUUUGGUCAAGUGACAAGAGGUAGUGUAGAAGCUAGUUUUUUCACAUUUGGUUCAGCAGUUAGUGCUGCUGCCAAUAUGGCAAAUAUAAAACAGGGGAAACAAAUCCAUACCAUGAUUAUCAAAACUGGGUUUCAUUCAGAAGUUGAAGUUUCUAAUGCAUUAAUCACAUUAUAUGCAAAGUGUGGUUGCAUUGACGAUGCCAGAACUGCGUUUUCUGAGACGCCUGGGAAAAAUGAUAUAUCUUGGAAUGCUAUGAUCACAGGUUAUUCCCAACAUGGAUAUGGUAUUGAAGCUGUAAGUCUUUUUGAGAGAAUGAAACAAGUUGGUGUGAAGCCAAAUCAUGUCACUUUUGUGGGAGUUAUAUCAGCUUGUAGCCAUGUCGGUUUGGUAAAUGAAGGGCUUGACUACUUUGAGUCAAUGAGCAAAGAGCAUGGCUUGGUUCCUAAGCCAGAGCAUUAUGCAUGUGUUGUGGAUCUUUUGUGUCGUGCUGGUCGGUUGAGCCAAGCAAGAGCUUUUAUUGACAAGAUGCCAAUUGAACCGGAUGCAAUGAUAUGGAGGACCCUUUUAAGUGCUUGUGCAAUUCAUAAGAACACUGAAGUUGGAGAGAUUGCUGCUCGUCAUCUGCUGGAAGUGGAACCUGAAGAUUCAGCAUCUUAUGUUCUCCUAUCAAAUAUGUAUGCAAUAGCUGGGAAAUGGGAUUGUAGGGAUCAGACCAGGCAAAUGAUGAAAGACAGGGGAGUGAAAAAAGAACCUGGCCGUAGCUGGAUUGAGGUUAAGAACUCUGUUCAUGCAUUUUUUGUUGGUGAUAGGCUGCAUCCACUAGCAGAAAAAAUUUAUGAAUUCUUGGCUGAUCUAAAUAAACGGGCAGAAGAAAUUGGUUAUGUACAAGAUCGAUAUAGUCUAUUGAAUGAUGAGCAGGAGCAGAAGGACCCGACUGUAUAUAUUCACAGUGAGAAACUGGCUAUUUCAUUUGGACUCCUCAGUUUGACUAACCCCAUUCCUAUACGUGUAAUAAAGAAUCUCCGUGUCUGUAAUGAUUGCCAUACAUGGAUUAAGUUUAUAUCAAAGAUUUCAAACCGAAUAAUAGUGGUGCGAGAUGCAUACCGCUUUCACCAUUUUGAGGGUGGUAAUUGUUCUUGCAAAGAUUAUUGGUAAGCAAAAUGGCAAGAUUAUU